AUGAAUUCCUCGUCGUUUUACUGUGGGGUGUUUGGGUUACUUCUUGUUGGAGUCCUCUUUCCAAUGCGGGAGAACCUCAAUGAAUUCAGUCAAACUGUUCUGUUAAUAGGAUUAUCGACUGUUGGCUCCUUUGCGGCAUUUGAAUUAACCCCACAUAUAGCGGAGAAGUGUAUUCAAAAAGGGUUAUAUGGUCUUGAUAUAAAUAAAGGGACGAGUGAUAAAGUAGCUGAAUCGAAUGGAUUAGUCACAGGAUUAGUAUUUAUGUUUGUGACGAUGAUCUAUUCUUUAGUACUUUCAAACCAGAAUUAUACUAUUAGUUUAUUAGUCAUUGUCUUCACUUUUUUGAUUGGAGUAAUUGACGACUUUUUGGAUAUUCGAUGGAGGUAUAAACUGAUAUUAUCGUUCUGUGCGUCGAUAUUAGUAGUUGUAUUAUAUCCAGGAACUACUGUACUAUUUGGAUAUAAAUUGUCAUGGUUCUAUUUACUCUGUUUGGUCUGUCUUUCCGUCUUUUUUGCGAAUUCUAUUAAUAUGUAUGCGGGGGUUAACGGCCUUGAAUCGGGACAAUGCUUAAUCAUUAGCGCUUUUGCCAUGUUGCACAACGUCAUCACUUUAUUCGCAAACGUCUCAGAAAGUCAACAUACUGCAGCACUCGCUUCUCUACAACUCUUGAUCCCAUUUUUUGCUAUAACUUUAGUUCUGUUUUACUAUAACAAAUUCCCAAGUAAAGUCUUUGUUGGGGAUUCGUUCACAUAUUUCUCGGGUGGAGUACUUGGUGUGGCUUCCAUUAUUGGCGGAUAUGACAGAUUGAUGUUAUGUUUAUUUAUGCCAGAAUUAAUCAACUUUGUGAUCUCCAUUCCGCAAUUGUUCGGUUUCAUUUUCUGCCCAAGACAUCGACUCCCAAAAUUGAAUAAAGAAACGGGAAAACUCGAGUGCGUCAAAACACAUUUCACGUUCCUCAAUUUAGUUUUGUUCAUCUUCGGGCCAAAAACAGAACACGAGCUUGUAAACCUCAAUUUUGUCAUUCACUCAAUCUCUUGUGUGGUCGUCAUGAUUCUCGCCUACACCGUUUUUUCGCCUUUACUCAUCGACAAUUUUUAA
This is a messenger RNA of Entamoeba invadens IP1, 1098 nucleotides long. RefSeq names its product glucosaminephosphotransferase, putative. The record is from RefSeq and is a predicted model, not a curated record. Lineage: Eukaryota; Evosea; Mastigamoebida; Endamoebidae. Bases 1 to 1098 code for a protein of 365 amino acids. The transcript is spliced from 2 exons. Gene Ontology annotation, molecular function: UDP-N-acetylglucosamine-dolichyl-phosphate N-acetylglucosaminephosphotransferase activity. Gene Ontology annotation, cellular component: membrane. Gene Ontology annotation, biological process: dolichol-linked oligosaccharide biosynthetic process; protein N-linked glycosylation.